UUCGUCUAUUUGUUUCUCUCUCCAAACAAGGACUAACGUUCUUUGAUGGCGCAACCAUGGGAAUUACAGUUAAAUCCCUCGCCGCCAGGCACUGAAUUGCCUAAGUUAAACGCCCUCCCGGUGACAGCCAAGCGCCGGCGUGACGAUUUUGACGGUGGUGAAACAUCCGCCGCAAAACGGCAAGCUAGAGCAGAUGUUAUAUUCAGGAUCGUGGUCCCGUCGGGAAAGAUCGGAAAAGUAAUCGGCAAACAAGGCCAUCGUAUCCAGAAGAUUCGAGAAGAUACCAAAGCCACGAUCAAAAUCGCCGACGCCGUCGCCAGACAUGAAGAGCGCGUGAUAAUUAUAAGCUCGAAGGAGAGUGAGAAUGGGGCAACUGACGCGGAGAAUGCGUUGCAGCGAAUAGCAGAGUUGAUUUUGAAUGAAGAUGAUGGAGGUAGCAGUGGCGGCGGCGGCGUGGAGAUAGGGAAACUAGUCAAUGCAGGGCAUGUGGCUGCAAAUACGAUAAGAUUAUUAAUAGCUGGGUCUCAAGCUGGUUCUUUGAUAGGAAUGUCUGGUCAAAAUAUAGUGAAAUUGAGGAACUCAUCAGGUGCAAUGAUCACUGUUCUUGCGCCGAAUCAGUUGCCUCUCUGUGCUUCUGCUUAUGAAUCUGAUCGUGUUGUGCAGAUAUCAGGAGAUGUACCUGUAGUGCUAAAAGCUCUGGAGGAGAUUGGUUGUCAACUCAGGGAGAACCCACCUAAACAAGUAAUUUCUAUCAGUCCAUCGUACAACUAUAGCGCAGUUCCAUUUCAACAAUAUGCGCCCCAAGCUGCAGCUGAUUAUGUAACCAUGGAGAUGAUGGUCCCGGAGACAAUGAUGGGUGGCUUGAUAGGAAGAAGUGGUUCUAAUAUAUCAAGGAUCAGAGUGGAGUCUGGAGCAGUAAUCAAGGUUCAUGGUGGGAAAGGUGCACAAAAACAUAGGCAUAUACAACUAGCUGGUAGUUCUCAGCAGGUGGCGCUAGCAAAACAGAGGGUAGAUGAAUACAUAUAUUCGCAGUUGGUUCAACAAGCUGGCACUCAACAGUGUAUUUUCAGGUUGCAGAUAUGAUGAAGCUGGAAUGGCCAAGAUCUUUGUCAGGCUCUCUCGUCUCCACAUCUGUUAAAGUUCCUGGCAGCUGUAUAACCGUGCCUUGUUCCCUUGGUGCUUCAUUGACGGGGCACGAACAUGAGCCAUGUAGGUGGAUAUCUAUUCAUUCUGUUGCGUGAAUGGUGUAUUGGGUUUUGGGAUGCUAGUGCUCAAUGAACAAACUAACCUUUUGCCUUUAUUAUUAAUUUGGUGAGACUUUUGUAAUACCAUUUAUCUUCUGAGCUGCUCUCACAUUACGAAGAAGAGCACCAUGAGAAGAGUUCUGCUAA
Molecule: messenger RNA, 1391 nt
Organism: Populus nigra (black poplar)
Lineage: Eukaryota; Viridiplantae; Streptophyta; Magnoliopsida; Malpighiales; Salicaceae
Product: flowering locus K homology domain-like
Exons: 8
Coding region: 46-1083 (345 amino acids)
Biological process (GO): regulation of gene expression
Cellular component (GO): cytoplasm; nucleus
Molecular function (GO): mRNA binding
Source: RefSeq, a predicted model, not a curated record